CCUGGUCACGUUGGCUGGCUAUCACGUGGGGUGCAACUGUUUGCUUUGUUGAUAACUACGGCGUUACCUCCUUUCUUCCUUCCCAUGUCGAUUAUUCUCGUCGAUAGCUACCUAGGUAGAACCCAUGAGUUGGAUGUUUCAUAAUCCUAGCUGAGCCCGUGACAGCUAUCGUGGGCCAGAUGGCGGUGCCUAUUCUUCCGGACGAUACAGCCGCCGAGGUGUUCUCCAAGGUGCUCGUCGCCGCCGAAAUGGUCUUGGACAAAACUUUGCCUGCGAUAGUGAAUGGAACUGUACAAAGGCAAGAGAUGGAUCUUGCCCAGGGCUCUUACUUUGGUGGCCGCAAGCCUGGGGAUGGUGUGAUCUAUUGGAAACGGAUGGCGGUCUUUUCGAGGUACCUAGCCAUAGCCGUCCUCGCUGAAAUCGACCUCGCUAGAAUCGUCAUCACUCGAAUCAUUCUCGCUGGAGUCAUCCUCAUCCUCCUCAUCUCCAUCUUCUUCGUUGUCAUUUUCUCCAGCAUCAAUUUCUUCUUGUUGUCCCUCCCCUUCUUCUGACGAUGAUGAUGAAGAUUCUAUCAAAUCCGAAGAAGAUGAGGUUUCAGGAAGCUCCACAGGAUCCCUCUCAGACUCCGAACUGUUCCCAUUCCCUCUCAUCCCUUUGACCGCUCUCUCGUAUUGCUGCACAUCAGCCCCCUGAGCAAUGAACUUCAACAAGGCUUCCUCAAAUCCCAGUUCCAUGACCCUCCAUAUUCCCCAGCCAUGGCAGCGACGACGUUAUGUCGGUAUAAGAAGGUAUUUAGGAGAUAAUAUGAGCGGCGGCUUGUUUGAUAUAGAGCGUUUAUGUCUGGGCCAUACUUGAUUUGCU
Molecule: messenger RNA, 861 nt
Organism: Aspergillus glaucus CBS 516.65
Lineage: Eukaryota; Fungi; Ascomycota; Eurotiomycetes; Eurotiales; Aspergillaceae
Exons: 1
Coding region: 180-551 (123 amino acids)
Biological process (GO): biosynthetic process
Source: RefSeq, a predicted model, not a curated record